UCAGUAGUUUGCAUCGCCAAAAGCGACUCACUUGAGUUAUUGUUAACUUCAAAGUCAAGAGAAACAUCACUUUUCAUGCACUACCGUGCAAGUCCUGCACGAGACUAAUCUUACAUUUAUCCGUCAACUCGGGCUUGCAAAAAAUAACAGAAACGCCUAGCGCCAUGGAAAGGAAAAGGCCAGCCUACCAAAUAAUUGAUGGAGUUCCGAGGUGUAUUUUUCUGAACCCGGGUUUGCUGAGAGAAGGACUCAAGUUCAAAGCGAAGGCAGGAGAUGUCGUACAGUCAACUUUUCCAAAAAGUGGGACGAAUUGGCUGAUGUACAUAACGCAGCUCAUUCUCAGGAAUGGACAGCCCAUCACAACGUAUGAGGAGUUCGUCAAAGGAUGGUGUUCAGUCGAAUACAUGGACGCCACUGACUUCACUUCACCUCUACCUCUGAGGACAUUCGCUACACACUUGCCGUUGGACAAGCGUACCAUGACUCCAGAAGGCAAGUAUGUCUACAUCGCACGAAAUCCGUGGGACGUCUGCGUCUCUUUCUAUCAUAUGGUAACCAACAUGAGCAUUUAUGAAUUUCAAGACGGAACAUUCGAAGAUUUUGUCGACACUUUUGUGAGCGGCAAUUUCGGCUACGGAGACUACUUUGAACACGUAGCAGCGAGUUACGCUCUGAAGGAAGAACCAAAUGUGUUCUUCAUUACGUACGAAGAACUCAAAAAUCACACCCGUGAGGUGGCGUUGAGGCUGGCGUAUUUCUUGGGAGAGCAGUACGGCUGUGCUCUGGAGCAGAACGAAACGUUAUUCCAAAAACUACUGGAGAGAUCACAGCCCGAAUACCUGCGCAGCGUACUGGUUAUUGAUAUGACUGGCAGAAGCAACCCUCAAUGGGACGCGGUGCUUUCAAAUAAGAACGUUACCUGCAGGGAAGGCCACGAAGGCGACGAGAGCAAGUACUGUUACGUGAGAGUUGGAAAAGUCGGAACUUGGAAGAAUUACUUCACCUCCGAACUGCUCCGCAAGAUGGAGAAUCGUAUUCUGGAAGUUGAACAACACUCUUCCGUCAUGAACCUUUGGAAGGACAUCAGGGCCGAAACUAUCGAAGUUCUGAAGGAUUUUGAUUAAAGACGGCUAGUAUGGCAACAUU
Molecule: messenger RNA, 1146 nt
Organism: Rhipicephalus microplus (southern cattle tick)
Lineage: Eukaryota; Metazoa; Arthropoda; Arachnida; Ixodida; Ixodidae
Source: RefSeq, a predicted model, not a curated record